AUGACAAGAUUCCCGACAUUGGCGCCUAUUCGUUUGGUGCUGCUGGAUGCCUUUGAUACGCUCGUGACACCACGAAGCGCUCCUCACCUGCAAUACGCUGCCGUUGCCAGAGAGCACGGUCUGCGAGUUGCGGAUAACGACGUCAAGGCGGCCUUCAAGCAGGCUUUUCGCACCACCUCGAUCCAACAUCCCAACUACGGUCUGGAGACCAACAUCGCUUCUCCCGACGAAUGGUGGAGGCUCGUCAUCCAGCGCACAUUUGCUGCUGGUCUCCACCCGCAUGUCACCACAGACCAGUACAGCGACUCGAUCGAAUCACUUUGCCAGCGCCUCGUCACUCGCUUCAGCACCAGUGAGGCGUACCAUUUGUUCAACGACGUGCUUCCCACCCUGCAACAGCUCUCGCAGCUCCGCCUCGGCAAUCAUGCCGCCAUCACCCUAGCGCUUGCCACCAACAGCGAUUCUCGCAUCCUUUCCGUGCUUAAGAGCUUCAAUCUAGAUCGAGUGCUGCAACUCGACCACCACGCCACAACGGCGCCACCAACGCUGUCCUACUUGGAAAAAUGUGCCAAGCCACAUGCACACUUUUUCCACGCUGCUAUCCGUCGAGCUUCAUCUAGCUCCAACACGAUCGAACCCGCCCACGUUCUAUACGUGGGCGACCAGCUGCACGAAGACUUUUGGGGCGCCACCGAUGCUGGCCUGCAAGCUGCGUGGCUGCAACGUCCCUCCACGAUCCAGAGCAACCAGCCAUACGAGCAAAUCAGCAGAAAUCGCGAUAGCCAAUCCGAGCGCGAUCAUGUGACGGCAAGCACCAUAACGAGCCUCUCGAAUCUGAUCGAUAUUGUCAGACAGAGCCAUACUCGAGCACAGGAAUCAAGAUAA
Messenger RNA from Mycosarcoma maydis (corn smut), 885 nucleotides. RefSeq lists its product as uncharacterized. The record is from RefSeq and is a predicted model, not a curated record. NCBI's taxonomy places the organism in Eukaryota, Fungi, Basidiomycota, Ustilaginomycetes, Ustilaginales. The coding region runs from base 1 to 885 and encodes 294 amino acids. The transcript has a single exon.